UUCCGGGGAUGCACCAGCACCUUACCCUCGUCUUUGUUGUGUAAUAACCUGGAAAGUACUCUCUCUCGUGCUUGGGUUACCCCUCAUCAUAAAAUGCGUAACGCUCAUCAUGAAAUGCCUCCACGCCCCCGCACCCCAAGCACUGAUGCCAUACUUGACUUGACUUGACACACAGAUACUUCAGUUGUUCAACAAGACAAGUCACGAAAGGUAAUUAAGCUAUCAUGGCAUCACCUCUGGCGACCCACGAGGCCGGUCCUGCGUCGUCGCCCCCGGCAGCGCCUGCAGUGGCGGCAGCAACACCGCAGGCUGAGGGCCCGAUUGAGGUCGAACCCGAGAGCACGGACGAGGCCGACUCCUCUUAUGGAGAUCAGGUAACUACUUUCACGGCGUCCUUGACCUCGAGCCUGGUCAACUACCCCAUCGAGCAUGGCAGGCAAUACCAUGCCUACCGCGCGGGCUCUUACCCCUUGCCCAACGACGAGCCUGAACUCGAGCGCCUCGACAUGACUCACCAGCUUAUGCUUGCUGGCCUCAACGGAAGGCUGUAUCUUGCCCCUGUCGACAUGGAAAAGGUGCAGUCGAUUCUCGAUGUCGGCACGGGGACAGGCAUCUGGGCCAUUGAGAUGGGCGACAGGUUUCCCAAUGCCGAGGUCCUCGGCAACGAUCUCAGUGCCAUCCAGCCGCAUUGGAUCCCUCCCAACGUCAAAUUCGAAAUCGACGACGUCGAAAGCCCCUGGGUCUACAGCAAGCCCUUUGACUUCAUCUUCAGCCGCUACAUGGCCGGCAGCAUCCUAAACUGGCCCGCGUUUGUCCAGAACGUCCACGACAACCUUGCACCCGGCGGGUGGGCCGAAUUCCAAGACUACGACGGCGAGUGGUACUCGGGCGACGGGUCGCUGACCGCAUCGCACGCGACGCGCACGUGGAUGAACGGGCUGAUCGAGGCGGGCAACAAGCUAGGGCGGGACCCGCAACCGGGCGGGAAGCUCGAGGGCUGGGCGCGCGCGGCCGGCUUCGCCAACGUCGCCCACCGCCGCUUCAAGUUCCCCAUCGGGCCGUGGGCCCGCGACCCCCACCUCAAGCGCGUCGGCCUGUGGAACAUCACCCAGGUCCUCGAGGGCCUCGAGGCCUUCUCCCUGCGCCUGUACUGCGACGUGCUCGGCUGGAAGGAGGACGAGGUCGUCGUGCUGCUGGCUAAUGUGCGCAACGAGCUGAAGAGCGGCAAGAUCCAUGCGCACGUUGAGCUGCAUGUUGUCUAUGGGCAGAAGGAGUAACCAUCGUAGAUGGUCGUCAUAUCUCAUGUGCAGGGCAAGAUCGAGUUGGCUGCGAGUGCUCUCUUUCAUCCAGAACCAAGUUUCAAAGCUCAGACACGCAGUUGCCACCGAGCAAUUAUCUCAAACCAAUCAAAAGAUCACAAUUAGCCAGUGUACAUAACAGAUAGCGAACCUGGAAGUCACGAAAUAAUGGCAAUAAUUAGAUAAUGAGGAUUUAGCCAUUGUUUGCAGGGUCAAUAUGGU
This is a messenger RNA of Lasiosphaeria miniovina, 1520 nucleotides long. RefSeq names its product S-adenosyl-L-methionine-dependent methyltransferase. Lineage: Eukaryota; Fungi; Ascomycota; Sordariomycetes; Sordariales; Lasiosphaeriaceae. The record is from RefSeq and is a predicted model, not a curated record. The transcript has 9 exons. Bases 225 to 1277 code for a protein of 350 amino acids.